Messenger RNA from Vairimorpha ceranae, 498 nucleotides. RefSeq lists its product as hypothetical. The record is from RefSeq and is a predicted model, not a curated record. Lineage: Eukaryota; Fungi; Microsporidia; Nosematidae. The coding region runs from base 1 to 498 and encodes 165 amino acids. The transcript has a single exon. Gene Ontology annotation, cellular component: MIS12/MIND type complex.
AUGCAGAAAUCUGGAGCACGUUUUUCAAAGUUAAAGUUAGUUUAUAAAAAAGCAAUACAAGAAAUGCUUAGUAUAAAUAUUGAACCAUCUGAAUCCAUUGAUUCAUUUUAUAACACUACUGUUAAUUCUACUAAUUAUAAAGAAAGAAUAGAAACUUUAAAAUGUAAAUUAUCUGAACUUUUUAAACAAAAGAUUAAAGAAUAUGAUUUAGAAAAUAAACUUAAUACACUUGAUUCUCUUAUUAAAGAUAAUCAAGAUGUAAAAGAUAUCAAUGAUGAGGAUUAUAUACAAGAAAUACUUGAGUCAUACAUUGUUGAAGAUAAGUUACAGCUUAUUGAGUUUGUAAAUACAAGGAAUGAAGAACUAAAAGAUGAUAUAACACAUUUAGAAGAUAAGUUAAAGUUACUGGAGGAUGAAUAUUUAGUGCUUAGUAAAGAGUGUAAUAAUAAAGAAAGAAGAAUUAAUAAGUUAAUAGAUGAUAUGAAAAAUGUAUAUUAA